Centropristis striata (black sea bass) is the source of this 3876-nucleotide messenger RNA. It is a transcript of the gene fbxl2, whose product is annotated as F-box and leucine-rich repeat protein 2. NCBI's taxonomy places the organism in Eukaryota, Metazoa, Chordata, Actinopteri, Perciformes, Serranidae. Gene Ontology annotation, molecular function: protein binding. Gene Ontology annotation, cellular component: SCF ubiquitin ligase complex. The transcript is spliced from 14 exons. Gene Ontology annotation, biological process: SCF-dependent proteasomal ubiquitin-dependent protein catabolic process. The record is from RefSeq and is a predicted model, not a curated record. Bases 492 to 1787 code for a protein of 431 amino acids.
AGGGAAGCGUCCAUGUCAGCCGCCAUACGAGCGCUGGAUGCGGGGAAAUGUGCUGCGGGAGAUGAGAGUGGACGUUAAUUUAGAGUUCCCGGCGUGUGUUUUUUUUAGCAAACUUCGGGGUGAUUUGGGGCCAGCUGACUAGCGCUGGAGCGAUGAAGGGAGAGGCGGAAGUGAAGUCACUUGACAGACCGUCCAUGUUAUUAUUGUUAUUUUGGUAGCCCUGUGAUGAGACGGGCUGGGGAGCCGUUGGUCUCCGAGACAACGACCGUUGACGUUACCGCAGGCCGCCCCGGACCGACACCACCCUCCUCACUGACCCGGAGACAGGAGCCUCGCUGACGGCUGGGGGUGGGGGGGGGAGGGUGUGUGAGGACCCAGCUCCAGCUCGGCUCCUACACUCCGGCCGAAAAUAAAACGGCGACAAAAACAAUAACGGCGAACGGCUCGACUGGUGUCUGUGCGGUUUGUAGCAGGGACGUGCCGCAGCAGACAUGAACGGUAUCACCAAGGGCCGGUUCGAGGUGUUCUCAAACAGCGAUGAAGCCCCCAUUAACAAGAAGCUCCCCAAAGAGCUUCUUCUUAGAAUAUUCUCCUAUCUAGAUGUGGUUACACUAUGUAGGUGUGCCCAAGUAUCCAAGGCGUGGAAUGUGCUGGCCCUCGACGGGAGUAACUGGCAGAAGAUUGACUUGUUCAACUUCCAGACGGACAUAGAGGGGCGGGUGGUGGAGAACAUUUCGAAGCGUUGUGGAGGCUUCCUGAGGCAGCUGAGCCUCAGGGGCUGCCUGAGCGUGGGAGAUGCCUCCAUGAAGACAUUUGCUCAGAACUGCAGAAACAUCGAAGUGUUGAACCUGAACGGCUGCACCAAGAUCACAGAUAGCACCUGUCUCAGCCUCAGCAAGUUUUGCUACAAACUCAAACAGCUAGAUCUCACCUCCUGUGUGUCCAUCAGCAACCACUCCCUCAAAGCCCUCAGCGAUGGCUGCAGAAUGCUGGAGAUGUUGAACCUGUCAUGGUGUGACCAGAUCACUCGUGAUGGCAUUGAGGCUCUGGCGAGAGGCUGCACUGGUUUACGAGCACUGUUCCUCAGAGGCUGCACACAGCUGGAAGAUGGAGCAUUGAAACACCUAAUGAAACACUGCCCAGAGCUUACCACCAUCAACAUGCAGUCUUGCACAAUUACGGAUGAAGGCCUGGUCAGUCUGUGCCGAGGAUGCCACAAGCUGCAGAUCCUUUGUGUGUCUGGCUGCAGUAACAUCACUGAUGCCUCCCUCACUGCAAUGGGACUCAACUGUCCCAGACUCAAGAUCCUUGAAGCUGCACGAUGCUCCCAUGUUACAGACGCUGGGUUCACUGUGCUGGCCAGGAAUUGUCAUGAGCUUGAAAAAAUGGACUUAGAAGAAUGUAUUUUGGUGACAGAUAACACCCUGGUUCAGCUGUCUAUCCACUGCCCUCGCCUGCAAGCACUGUCCCUGUCCCACUGCGAGCUGAUCACAGACGAUGGCAUCAGAGCUCUGAGCAGCAGCACCUGUGGCCAAGAGCGCCUCACUGUGGUGGAGCUGGACAACUGCCCCCUCAUCACUGACGUGACCCUGGAGCACCUGAAGAGCUGCCAUCGUCUGGAGCGCAUUGAGCUUUACGACUGUCAGCAGGUCACCCGGGCCGGCAUCAAACGCAUCCGGGCCCACCUUCCAGAGAUCAAGGUCCACGCCUACUUUGCCCCAGUGACACCCCCUCCCUCUGUACAUGGAGGUGGCCAGCGUCUGUGCCGCUGCUGCAUCAUCCUCUGACAGUGGAGGGCCAGGGGGGGCCACCUCUGUCUACAGGUCCUGCUGCUCUGAUAUGGGCUGAAAUGGGAUGGGGGAUGGGGGGAGGACUGGGGUAGGUGUAGGGGAGAGGAGGGGCUGGACCCACUCACUGCUCCUGAUCACUGAUCAAUACAUAGACUGAUCGCCACUGAUCAGUUGAACCUGCCCCUCCUCUCUCCUCGUGCUCACCAAUUAGGAUUGCAGCAGCCCCCCGGGGGUUAGGGUGUGGAGGGGUGGGUGAAAAAGAACAAGGAUGGAGGGACUUUUCUCUUGUGAUCUCAUUCUCUCUUUCUCACUGUAAAGACGAUAUCAGGCUCUACGCUCCAUCCUGCUCCUCACACCACCGACUCCCCACCUGUGGGCGUGGAGGACUGCAUCCGGACAGCUCGAGAUGGGGACUACAAUGCAUCAUGUUCAAACAAAAAAAAAAUGACGAUGUUGUCAUGUUGGCCAACAGUUUGCUCCCCUUGGAGUAUCAUCUCAACCACAUGACACCUCUAUGUGACCAUCCUGUGAUUCAUUCUGCUUUGACCAAUAAACACGCAGGUGGAGGGAGAGGAGAGCUGGGUUGUGGGAAUUGCAGAUCCUCUGGAUUAAAAAAAAAACAAAAAAACAGUGAAGCUUUUGCACAGCCAGCUUAACUCUCUAAUGUGGAAGAGUUGAGAAAAAAGUACAGAAUGGGACAUGUGACAUAUUUGUGCAUCUGAGAAACUUUUGUUGAGAUUUAGAUUAUGUUUGUACAGAGAAUGUUUUGCAAUGGGAAAAAAAGAAUUACACUUAUGGCAAUUCACUCUAAAUCGGGGUAGGCCAACAACAGUUUUAUUUUCUUUUUUUUUCAGUGCUUAUUGUAAUUGUCCAUGCCUGUCUAUCCAGAGAGGGAGAUAUGUUUGUCAUUCUUUUUGAAAUGGAAAAGAAGCAACUGUUGCUGUUUAACAAAAAAAGGACCUAUGAUUCAGACCCUUAAAUCGUUAUGUUGACUCUGUAUGCUGCUGGGAUGAGUUGCCUCUCCUGUGUACUGCGUGGUUAUGUUGGCUCGUAGGCCCUGAUCCAAUCCUGUCAGUAACCCUGUGCACUAGCUCCUACUUGACCACUUAAGCAUUUGUUUACAGCCUGGAUUAGGUUAGCACCACAGACAAACUUGUUUACAUCAGUAGGUCUCCAGUCUCCCCACUAUUCAGAGUGAGUUUAGUAACACUGGUAAAAUGGCAGUAAACCCACUGUUUUUAACUGGACUGUGAAGUCAAUUAUUUAAAUUUGUUGCUGUGUGUAUUUGGAUAUCAAUCAGGGCUAACGUUGGUGCAGCUUUGCUUCAGAUGAAACAGAAAUUUGCUUAAAGCUGAGAUGAGAAUGUGAGCAAAGGCACCUCAAUGAUUUGACAAUCACAUGAAUUUAUGUAUUUGAAAUUUUAUUUAGUGUAGUUUCGUGCAAUUGGCUAUUUGCUGAUGACGUAGGAUAUAUAAUAAUUGUCUUUAUUCAAUAUAUUCCGCUCACUAAAUGCCCCAAGCAGCAUGUGAAAAAAUAAUUUAAAAUAGCAUUUGACACAGGUCUGGUGAGAUUUGCCAGCAAGAUAUAUAAAAUUGAUCAGCAACAAAUUCAUCCAAUCCUAAAAAAACCUGUGUGAUAACAAGGAUUUGAUAUGCAGUGAUUGAAAAGCCCAGAAACCAACAGUUUAUUUCACUUCUACAGACACUCCUUCUGAUCAACAUGAUCUGUCCUGCCAUGCAGAGGAACUCAUGUACGGGGCAUGAAAUAUCACUACUCAAAGCACUGAAAAUACAACAAAACAGAAGCAGCUCACAAUUUUUGCGCUGACCAAGAGACUGGCAAGUGCUGUGUAGCGCCAAGUGCUCAAAGACUGGGGAGAUUGGCAGGACAGUGGACAGGACUGAAACACUGAGAGCAGACAGAAAGACGAAGAAAGACUCAGAUGGAUACAUAGCUGACUUGACUGGCUGUGAUACUAAUGCCCUCUCUUUGACAGCUGUUUUAACAAUUUUAUGUUUAAGAAAAUAAAGAAAUAAAUGAAAAAAAUAAACAAAUGAAUAAAUAAAAGUGACUAAUAGUAAAUGUG